UUUUGAUUAGGAAUAAUGUUCAAGGCAGUUUCCGAGCUCACGGACGUUGUCUCGCACGUAGUUUUCUGUCCAGAUGACAUGUCAAUGCUAAUUACCUUAGAACCCAACGCAAACGAGUACUGGAUACCAUCAUCCAAGAUUCCAGUAGGGACUGGGUGGUUCGCUCAAUCUGUCAAGGACAUGGAGGAUAUAUUUGGUGUCGUGUACCAAUCGCAAAAGAUGUUGAAGCUGUACAAGAUAUGGGUACCGCACCAUUCCGCCUCGUACAUUUACCAUUGCAUUUAUUUUGUGCUGAUGCCGGGCGAGCAGCGAAAGAAACUCAAGAGCACUUAUGGAAAGUAUCGAGGGAAAAUUCGAUGGGCCCAAGAAACGGACUUGCAGAAGAUGUUAGAUCAGGAGAAUUUACGGUCGCCGGAGGUGCUCGAAUUUUUGCAAAUGUGCAAAGGUACGCCCCAUACCGUAAUAACUGAAGGCGCCAAUAUAACAAUACCGUACGAGAUUUUGUCUUGCGACGGCCUCGUGGAGCUCACCGACUAUGUACUCAUCAGCAAACCAAACGCGGAGAAUUUCGAACAAAUUAUUGAGUCGGCGUCAUUUACUAAAAACGUUCAAAUGGCUUUGUACAAAGAAUUCGUGUUUAUGUGCUUCCCUGCCAUUUACAUGUGCUCGCAGGUCUUCUCGCGCCUUGUCACGUGCUUGGGGUGGUCGAAGGAGGAAGCCUCUUAUCUUUUCAAGGCAGCUGAUGUCAUUGGCCGAGGUGGGUUAUCUUACAGAGAACUGCUAUACAUUUUGGCAGCUGUGGAGCCUACCACUACCCAUGGUGGAAUUCCGGCGGAGCUACGAUGUCGAUACAUGUUCAAAUUCUUCGACCACGACAAUGACGGGUGUUUGAAUUUUGUGGAAUUUAAACUCUUGAUGGUCGCGAUCAGAAAAAGCAAAAGACAGCCGGUGGAUGUUGCCAGUGUAAAUAAAGACGCCGAUUCUGCGUUUAGGGCGAUUGGCUUGACCCCGGGAGCUAACACUCUUUCUCUCAGUGAUUUUUUACGUGCCGUGGGAGAGUUAAAAUUAAGAGGCACGUCACAAAUCUUUCGAUCAAAUAUUGGAAUACAACAGUACCUAUACGGAAUCGAGGAAAGGGACAGCAGGAUACAAAAAACUCAACAAAUAUUCGCAAACUUCAAUGAUACAACGUUGCGAUCACCAGGGCCCACACUGAGAGCCGCAACAAAAGUGGAAGAGUACUCCUUAGGAUCGCACAUUGUCAAGUUGCAGAGGAGUGGCACGUUGAUCAGCGUUGAGCAAAUGAGCGAAAUAGCCGGCAUCUCCUCACCGUCCAGCACUCAACAACCUUCCACGGAAUCUAAAAGGCUAUCUCAAGAUUUAUUUGCCCAAAUCUCUUUGCCUAACGAAAUUUUAACUAACCUACGUAUUCUCAUGCAGGGAAAUAAAAACUUGAAACCUCCCACCAAGGGCGGCAAAAAGAGGGAGGUGUCAUUGUACGAGUGGGGCCAAGUUAAUAGUGUUGCUUUCGGGAAAGGCCUGAUUACGCUUUGCUCACAAGUGCGUGAGAUUUUAAAGGGAGAAGACCGAAUGGUUAACAUACAGGCGCCAGCGUAUGUCUUAGGCGACCUCCAUGGAAAUUUUACCAGUUUGCUGAAUUUUGAAAGAAUUUUGUGGCACUUAGGACCCGGGCUGUGUCCUUCGAACAUUAUAUUUUUGGGCGACUAUGUCGACAGAGGACCUCACGGAAUGGAAGUGAUCGCUUACUUGUUUGCUUACAAAGUGCAGGCUCCGCGCAAGCUGAUGCUGCUUAGGGGCAAUCACGAAAUUCGGGAGAUUCAAAAACAGUUCACCUUUCAUACGGAGUGCCUCCUAAAGUUUGGGGAUAAAAUGGGAAGUGAAGUGUGGAGCGCCAUCAAUAACGCGUUUGAUGCUCUACCCCUAGCGGCCAAUAUUGACGGAAAGAUUUUUUGUUGCCACGGAGGAAUACCGCCGCCUUGGCUUUGCCCGACGAUUAUAACAAUCAACUCGAUACCGUGCCCGCUAGGGAACCCUGACGAACAAAGUUCGUUGGCGUGGGAACUGAUGUGGAAUGAUCCUAUCCGAAACAAGCAAGCUUCGGACGAACUCAUGCUCGAAUUACAAGCGAACGAUGGAUUUGCAGCCAACACAAGACGCGGCACCGGCCAUGUUUUUAGUGUUGAAGCUCUAGAGCGAUUUCUCAACACGAAUGGCCUGUCACACCUAAUACGAGCGCACGAAGUUGCCGUUGCCGGCUUUAACGUAAUUCAAAAAGGGAAGGUGUUGACCGUUUUCUCGUCUGCUAAAUAUUGUGGAGGAACAAACGAGGCGGCCUGCAUUUUAGUCGACCAAGGCAAAUUACGUGUUCUGAAAGUGGAAACCUCUUAAUCAUCAAUAAACACAUUAUUCCUUUUAUUUAUCUGAUACAUAUUUUAUAUUUACACUCUCAGCAGAAACAAGUCGUGAUGUUUUCUAUCAAAAAAAACAUACACUCAUGUUACGCCACUGCUUAGUUUAGAACUAGGGAUUUUUACUUUC
Photinus pyralis (common eastern firefly) is the source of this 2559-nucleotide messenger RNA. RefSeq lists its product as uncharacterized. The record is from RefSeq and is a predicted model, not a curated record. Gene Ontology annotation, molecular function: protein serine/threonine phosphatase activity; calcium ion binding. Bases 16 to 2409 code for a protein of 797 amino acids. NCBI's taxonomy places the organism in Eukaryota, Metazoa, Arthropoda, Insecta, Coleoptera, Lampyridae. The transcript has 12 exons. Gene Ontology annotation, cellular component: nucleus; cytoplasm.